This is a messenger RNA of Tympanuchus pallidicinctus (lesser prairie-chicken), 4061 nucleotides long. RefSeq names its product solute carrier family 37 member 3 (gene SLC37A3). Gene Ontology annotation, molecular function: transmembrane transporter activity. Gene Ontology annotation, biological process: transmembrane transport. NCBI's taxonomy places the organism in Eukaryota, Metazoa, Chordata, Aves, Galliformes, Phasianidae. Bases 183 to 1688 code for a protein of 501 amino acids. The record is from RefSeq and is a predicted model, not a curated record. Gene Ontology annotation, cellular component: endoplasmic reticulum membrane. The transcript is spliced from 15 exons.
CGCACGGUGAAGUCCACUCCGAUGGUGUUCUGCUGCUUCUCGAAGAACUGCCCCGUCUUGAAGCGGUGCACCACGCACGUCUUCCCCACGUUGGAAUCCCCGAUCAGGAUGAUCUUAAAGAGCAAGAAGACAAAAUGACCUAAGCACCAGCCAAACUUUGCUGCUGAGGCAGGAGCAGGGCCAUGGCUGUGCCUGGAAGCUCGCGGAGACAGCCUGCAAACAGAGGCCUGGUGUCCCAUUGCACUCACCAUCAUAUUAUUGUGUUCCUGCUGACCUUCUUCAGUUAUUCCUUGCUCCAUGCUUCCAGAAAGACAUUCAGUAAUGUCAAAGUCAGCAUUUCAAGCCAGUGGACUCCAUCCUGCCUAAACAGCACAACCUUUGAGGUCCGGCCAAAUGAGCUAUGGAACAGCAACCAUCUAUUUCCAAAUGCAGAAGAAGCAACUCUCUUCUUGGGAACAUUGGACACUAUUUUUUUGUUUUCCUAUGCUGUGGGUCUCUUUGUGAGUGGCAUUGUUGGAGACCGCCUGAAUUUACGUUGGGUUUUGUCUUUUGGCAUGUGUUCAUCUGCUCUGGUGGUAUUCUUCUUUGGCACACUCACAGAGUGGUUGCAUUUCUACAACAAGUGGUUCUACUGCUGUCUCUGGGUUGUGAACGGCUUGCUGCAGUCCACUGGUUGGCCCUGUGUGGUUGCUGUCAUGGGCAAUUGGUUUGGAAAAGCUGGGAGAGGUUUUGUGUUUGGCCUCUGGAGUGCCUGUGCAUCUGUGGGAAAUAUCCUUGGGGCAUUCCUUGCCUCCUGCGUUCUCAAGUAUGGCUACGAGUAUGCCUUCUUGGUGACUGCCUCAGUCCAGUUUGCUGGAGGAGUAAUCGUCUUCUGUGGGCUCCUGACUUCACCAAAGGAAGUGGGCCUUCCUGAGCUUGGAGCAGAUGGAGAAGGCAGUGUUGAGGAAGAUGCCAACAGACCUUUAAUGGGCGAUGAUGAUGCAGAUGACGAUGAUGGCAAUUACUCCAUUCAAGCAGCUGAUACUGACAGCCAGCCAAAGGCCAUCGGCUUUUUCCAGGCUUGUUGUCUUCCAGGUGUAGUACUGUAUUCUUUGGCCUAUGCCUGCCUGAAGCUGGUGAAUUACUCAUUCUUCUUCUGGCUGCCCUUCUACCUCAGCAACAACUUUGGAUGGAAAGAAGCAGAAGCUGACCAGCUUUCCAUCUGGUACGAUGUGGGAGGAAUCAUAGGUGGAACUAUCCAGGGCUUGAUUUCUGACGUGCUACAAAAGAGGGCCCCAGUGCUAGCCAUCAGCCUGCUCUUUGCUGUAGGCUCUCUCUUUGGAUACAGCCGUUCUCCUAAUAGCAAACCUAUCAAUGCUGUGAUCAUGGCAAUUACAGGAUUUUUCAUUGGUGGCCCUUCUAACAUGAUCAGUUCUGCAAUUUCUGCUGACCUGGGGCGCCAGGAUUUGGUGAGAGGCAGCAGUGAAGCUUUGGCAACGGUCACGGGGAUUGUGGAUGGAACUGGCAGCAUUGGUGCUGCAGUGGGCCAGUAUCUAGUGUCUUUGAUCCAAGAGAACCUGGGAUGGAUGUGGGUUUUCUAUUUUUUCAUUCUUAUGACGAGUUCAACCAUCCUGUUCAUUUCACCAUUAAUAGUGAGGGAGAUCAGACUGCUUCUGCACGAGCGGCGCCUGCGGAUGCUGGCUGAGUGACUUCUGCUUUCCUCCAGAAGGACUGUUGCCUGGACCUGAUGGCUGGGAUACUAAUCAGAUUCCUGGGAGACUUAUUGGUUACAUCUUCCAGGUUUGGACUAGUUCAAAAUGAUUCUGUGAGCUGUGCUUCGCCCGCCUUUGCGAGCUCAGUAUCACAGUACCAAAUACCUGUCCUGAGACCAUCCGCAUCAUGGAGCUGCUGCUCAGAGCUGGGCAAUCCGCAGGGCUGGUGGGUUGUCCCAGCUGGCCAGGCUUCUCCAUGCCAGCAGUCGCUUCGGAUCUGCUGUUGGGUGCUCUCACUGCUAUCCCCUUAUUUAUUUCUAGAUGUCCUGACUACAGGUCAGGCGUUUGAAACUGACAUUAGAGAGGCUGUCUCGCAAUGAAUUUCGAUGCUUUGUUGUGCUGGCGAAAGCAUACAGUGUAUUUCAUGGGUAGUUUCAAUUUACAAUCACUGUAGCUUUUAGAAAGGGCAAAAAUAUUUGGAAUUUGUGCUGUCCAUUUGUUUCAAAAAUCUUGUUGCUAAAUCUCUGCACAAAUGGACCUCUGUUGUCCCUGGCUAAUAACUGUCUCAUAUUCCAGCAGAUUUGCAUGGAGAGGUUAACUCCAUAUUUUAUUUUAUUUUUUAGCAUUUUUUAUUAAUAAUAUUACUACUAAUCUCUGGGAAAUGAGAUUUUGUUUUUUUAAUAUUUAAGCAGACAAACAGUGUGCAAUAUUUAGGUAAUAAUUUACAGUGAUCUCUGAGAAAAAGCCUUAACAGAUCCUUUGCCUCUGAAGGAACUUCCAACGGCUUUGGGGAUCAGCGAUGGGACACAAAUACUUUCACUACCAGGUUGUGUUUUGUACUUUGAUCAAUACUGACCAAAAUGGGAUUGUGCAGUGCCCCUCUGAAGGAAGCGAGUGUCGCUGAUUGUGUCCUUAUGGGGCAGCUACUUUCACCUCCAACAAGGGAUAAAUUGGAUGAAUUUAAGAGACCUGGCUGCUCUCAGACAAGAGCUUCCAGACAGGGACUGAAGCUUCCUCAUGGUGCAGUACAAGAAGCAAAUGCAGUUGUCUCUCCAUGUGGCUGCAUAAGGGAGCUUAUACUCCAGAGUUCUGAAGUUGAGUUGUAUGUGGGAGUUUAGAUGAGGUGAGUUCUAAAAUCAUGUGGCUGCACUUAGGAUGGGGGAAUUUGAGCAUUUCGCAGUACUGCAGCCAGCAGGAUGGCUGACUGACACCUCUGACACCUGAUGGUGAUAUUCAUGGGAUCACUGAAUAAGUUCUCAACAAAUUGUCUUCUGCUUUUGCCUUGGGAUGUUUGUGUGGUAGAUAAGUGUUAACCAGCAGAACUUUGAUCAAACACUCAGCCUAAUUGAAUGGUGAUGCCACGUGGGAGCCAGGGGCAGGAAAAUUCUUGAAACUGGGAAGUGGGAACUGUUUUUAAUGGGAAAAUUGCCUUUUUAACAUGUACAGUGAUUUGUUUGUUGUUUUUUUUUUUUAAUUUAUGAAUGUCAAUUUUCAGUCAUGUGAUGAUUGUAACGAGCAGAAUGUGAUUAGUGCCUUAUGGUUUUACUGUAUGGAACGGUUGCUUGGUGAUCGCUGCUCUUGCAGUGACAGCUCCAGGCACAGCUUUCCUCAUGCGGAGGCUCGGCUACUUCAUUUUUAUACUUCUUUUUAAAGUCUUUUUUUUUCCUGGUGGAAGUGAUUGUUGCCUUCUUUGCUAAUCCUCAAAAGGUGUCGGUGCUUGGGAAAAUGAUACCAUUAAUCUGACAGGGGACCUGAAAUUCUGUUCUUGUCUAUUCUCAUUCCCAUUCCAAUUUUGCCUGUAUAAUUAGAGCAGGGGACCGAGAAUCUAUCAUCAGGCUCUCACAAUUAUGCCCUGGGGUUGCUGUUCACGUCCCAAGCUACUCAUUAGCUCCUGUACAAAUAGAAUCAAAACUCCCUGAAACCGAGUUCCAAAAUUGAUGGUGGCACCAUUUGCCCCAGCCGUGCUGUCUGAGACGCUUGGUUUCAAAUUCCAGGCUGGAUGGGCUCUCUGACCGCUGCCCGGGAGCAAAAUAAGCUGCGAUGAAAGGUGGGGUGGGAAGGGGACGUCGCCGGGGGCGGGGGGUGGCAGCCCCUGGAACAAAUGGUUUCCUGUAAACAGCUCUGUCCCCUUUCCAGAAGUGUCAGAAGUGCUGUGAGCAGGCACAAGCUGCCCUGCAGCUCACAUAUAUGUGCGGUACUUCUCUGGGGCCCUGCCCUUAGCAAGGCCUUCCCUUCUCUUCAGCAUUUCGGUUGUAGUUGUCGUCCCGCCUUUGUGUCCUGUUUAUUUCUUCAAGGUGCUCAGAAGGAGAAAAGUUUUCAAUCUGAUAGUGCCCAAACCGAUCUCUCACCAAUAAACUUGCUUUGACUUGA